Molecule: messenger RNA, 813 nt
Organism: Panicum virgatum (switchgrass)
Lineage: Eukaryota; Viridiplantae; Streptophyta; Magnoliopsida; Poales; Poaceae
Product: probable LRR receptor-like serine/threonine-protein kinase At3g47570
Exons: 2
Coding region: 1-813 (270 amino acids)
Biological process (GO): protein phosphorylation
Molecular function (GO): ATP binding; protein kinase activity
Source: RefSeq, a predicted model, not a curated record
AUGGAGCAUAACAGUAGGAAAAUCUGGCUUAUUACAAAAGUAAUACUACCAGUUGUAGGCAUCGUGAUAUGUUGUGCUUUGGUGCUCACUUCUAUCUCAUUGAUAAAGAAAACAAAAAGUCACUCAGCAACCUUGGCAGAAUUUCUUUUCAUUGAUGACAAAUAUCCUAGAGUUUCUUAUGCUGAAUUGGUACAAGGAACCAAUGGAUUUGGUAAAGAUAAUCUCAUUGGUAAAGGAAGGUAUGGAACAGUUUACAAGUGCAGUUUGCUUCUAAAAAAUAUGAUGACUACAGUUGCACUGAAGGUUUUUGAUCUUCAACAAUCUGGCUCAUCUGGAAGUUUCAUAGCUGAGUGUGAGGCACUUAAUAAGAUACUCCAUAGAAAUUUGAUCAGUGCCAUAACAUGCUGCUCAAGUUCUGACUCAAACCAAAAUGACUUCAAAGCCCUUGUGCUUGAGUUCAUGCCUAAUGGGAAUCUACAUAGUUGGUUGCAUCAAGAUGUGCAUGCAUCACCGCAGCGCCAUGGUUUGACAUUGAUGCAACGAUUGAAUAUUGCAGUUGAUGUUGCAGAUGCAAUAGAUUAUUUGCACAACAACUGUCAGCCACCAAUAAUUCACUGUGAUUUGAAGCCAAGCAACAUUCUUCUAGAACAAGAUUUAGUUGCUCAUGUUGGAGAUUUCGGCCUUGCAAAGAUUUUUCCUGAUUUAGCGAGUAAGCAAGCGAGUAACUCAAAGAGCACGAUUGGAAUAAGAGGAACAAUAGGAUAUGUUGCACCAGAAUAUGGGGGACGGUGGCCAAGUUUCUCCAUGUGGUGA